Molecule: messenger RNA, 2280 nt
Organism: Cloeon dipterum
Lineage: Eukaryota; Metazoa; Arthropoda; Insecta; Ephemeroptera; Baetidae
Product: mucin-2-like
Exons: 2
Coding region: 106-2280 (724 amino acids)
Cellular component (GO): extracellular region
Molecular function (GO): chitin binding
Source: RefSeq, a predicted model, not a curated record
AACUUUGUGUUCGUAAAGAUAAUUUUGUUUUUCUUGAAACUGAUUAGGCUUAGCAUAAAAUGAAAAUCUUUUCCCGAGUGUUGUCAGUGUUCUGAAGCUGCUGCAAUGGGAGUCCUAAAUACAAUUUUAGGGCUCGCACUGGUGUCCCUGGUGCGCAAGGCGAGCGGCAUCGCCUACGCCAACUUCAAGAGCGAUAUGUACUGCGACCCAGUGCGCUGCUUCAACAGCGACGGCUCGCAGAAGCCAUUCGGCGAAAUAGUGAGGGCCGACACCUGCGACGGCUACUGCGUCUGCCUGGCGGACGCAACUCGUUUGAUGAAGUGUCCAGACUCGCUCGUCUUCAACGAGCACCUGAAGGUGUGCGACUACCCUGAGCGAGUCAAGUGCAGCCUGGAUUUCAGGAGUGAAAAGUCGCAGCAGGAAUUCGAAAGGCAGCACCCUGGCCUGAUCCGCAGUCAGGGCUAUGAUGUAGACCAGUGGCGCAAGCUGUGGAGCUGUGCUAAUUCGGCCAAGGAGGUUAACCCUGGGUCGCAAUCGAACUCAGGGCCGCCAUCUAACUCAGGACCGCAAUCGAACUCGGGGCCGCAAUCGAACUCUGGGUCGCAAACUAUCGUGAUAGAUUGCAAGGCAAUUCCUACUGGUCCGCCAUCCAAUCCUUCUGACGACGAGAAUAACUGCAAAAUGGUGAUUCCUAAGGGUAACGACUGCGCAGGACAGAACGAGGCCCUGGGCAAGAUAUACUGCGCCAUCAAGUCGUACCUGAAAUGCGACGACGACUGCACCACCCUUGCCCCAGAAACGCCGCCAACCACGCCGUCAACACCACCAACCACGCCGUCAACUCCUCCAACAACGCCGUCAACCCCUCCGACCACACCGUCCACCCCACCGACAACGCCGUCAACCCUACCAACCACGCCGUCAACUCCUCCGACAACGCCGUCCACCCCUCCAACCACGCCGUCAACACCACCAACCACGCCGUCAACCCCACCAACCACGCCGUCAACUCCUCCAACAACGCCGUCAACACCACCGACCACGCCGUCAACCCCACCAACCACGCCGUCAACUCCUCCGACAACGCCGUCAACCCCUCCAACCACGCCGUCAACACCACCGACCACGCCGUCAACCCCACCAACCACGCCGUCAACUCCUCCGACAACGCCGUCAACCCCUCCAACCACGCCGUCAACACCACCGACCACGCCGUCAACCCCACCAACCACGCCGUCAACUCCUCCGACAACGCCGUCAACCCCUCCAACCACGCCGUCAACACCACCGACCACGCCGUCAACCCCACCAACCACGCCGUCAACUCCUCCGACAACGCCGUCAACCCCUCCAACCACGCCAUCCACCCCACCAACCACGCCGCCAACCCCACCAACCACAACCUCCAGAGGGCCUGUGACCUCUCCUCCUUCUUGCGUGACUACACCACCAUGCGUGCCCAACGCACCACCAUGCGUGACCAACGCACCACCCUGCUGCCAGCGCGUGUGCUGCAACCCCUGCGCCGUCCAGUGUCCAGUUUGCCCUUGCGAGACUAAAUGCACGUGUGGGCCGCAAACGGCCGCCCCGUCAAAGCCUCCCAAAACCGCCCCACCAACCACUCCUCCGGCUGCUCCCACAACGACCACCGCGGCUGUGCCUUCGACGAAUGCACCCCCUGCCCCAACCACGACUACCCCGGCUGCGCCCCCGACAACUGCACCCCCUGUUCCGACCACGACUGUCCCAGCUGAAACUGCGUCAACCACCCCGGCUGCACCCCCUGCCCCAACCACGACUGCCCCGGAUGUACCCUCGACAGCUGCACCCCCUGUUCCGACCACAACUGUCUCAGCUGAAACUGCGUCAACUACCCCGGCUGCACCCCCGACGACUGCACCCCCCGUCCGGACCACGACGGCUACAGUAAAACCACCAAAUACUUCCAGAGGUCCUAAAACCACGAAGCAGCCUUCUUCUGACGGCACGACCAUCCCAAACAUUGCACCGGAGGAUGAUACUGAAACUGAAGAACCCAUUACCGAACCUGGAGCUCUUACGACGGCCACCUUUCGAGGUGAUGGGUCAACAGUUGAAAAGAAAUUUCACGGCUUGUUCGCUAAAAUUUUCAAAAGAUCGAAAGGGUCAAGUGACGGUGCUGUUGCUCAUAAUGCUAAUGAUAUGCAUUUGCGCCAGGGCCUUUCUCCCCGAAAUGCGCGUGGCGCGUAUCAAAUCAUCAAGCAUUGGUUUGACAGAGAAUCGGCCAAACCAACUCAAUAA